Molecule: messenger RNA, 1433 nt
Organism: Ectocarpus sp. CCAP 1310/34
Lineage: Eukaryota; Phaeophyceae; Ectocarpales; Ectocarpaceae
Source: the annotation of a GenBank genome assembly
CCGCCCACCGCUCAUCUGCGGUGACUGCGUUCAAGGGCAUGGCUCCUGUUGGUACUCGUUGCCUGGGGUGCGCCCUUUUUGCCGCCGCCUUGUCCGGCGUCUCGGCGUUCGUUGUCCCCACGGCCUCUCAGCUCCAGGAAGUCAGAGCGCUCGGACGCCGGCAUCAUGAUGGGCGGUCACAUCAACCUACUCAGCAGCAGCAGCGACGCACAGGUCGCUGGAGCGCGGCGGGGGUUGUAAUGAUGGGUAGGCGUGCCGCCAAGAUAGCCAAGGUGAAGGGGCGAGAGGACGCCAAGCGCGGGAAGGCUUUCGCCAGGAUCGGCAAAAAAAUCAUCAUGGCCGUGAAGGCGGGAGGGCCGAACGAGGACACCAACAAGCAGCUGGCCGACACCAUCAAGGAGGCCAAGCACAACAGCGUGCCCAAGGACAACAUCGCGAGGGCCAUCAAGCGGGCGGUCGACGGGUCUCAGGGCGACUUCAAGGAAGUCAUCUACGAGGCGUACGGACACGGGGGCACGGGGAUGGUUGUCACCGCCCUCACGGACAACGUGAACCGGGCUAUCGCAGACGUGAAGGCGGUAUGGAAGAAGCAAGGGCUCAAGCAGGCCGCACAGGGGUCGGUGCUGUUCCAGUUCGAGAAGAGGGGGAGGGUGGAGGUGCAGGGGGAGGUCGACGAAGAGCAGGUAAUCGAGGCCGCGAUCGAGUCCGGGGUAGACGACGUGGAGGUGGUGGAAGGAGACCACGAGGGGACGUCCUGGAUUCUCACGUCACCAAAGGACCUCAUGACGCUCACAGGUGCCUUGAGUGAGGCAGGGAUAACAGGGGAAACUGGCCUGGCUCUGAUCCCAUCAGGACUCGCGGAUGUCGACGACGAGGCGAUGGAGCUUAACCUAGCGGCGGUAGAAGCACUGUUAGAGCUGGAGGACGUAGACACGGUUGACCACAACAUGGCGUAGAGGGGUUUCCAUGUCUAGCCUACUAGUGUAACGUUGUUGCGUUUGGAGGGGGGGGAGGUCGGGCACUCUCCCUUGAAGCUUGGAAGGCGUUGGCAUGAUGGGGAACACAGCGUGGUGGCGGAUGCCUUUGAGGCAGUUUUCGUGGCACGAGCGGGGGGUUAUCUGACCGAUUAGAACUAUGUACGUGCACUGCGUGGGCACAGGUAUAGGACUGUGUUAUCGUAAAUUUCACAGACGACUGUAUCGUGAAACAGCGACGGCGGGAAUGGGCUUAGAUUCCGCGUUAUACUGCGAAAAUAGAUGCGUUACUUUCUACACGGGGGUGAGCAACGGCCUUUUCCCAGCGAUCAAAUAUGCCUUGCCAACGACAUGCGGGUGCCAAGGCCACGACUUGUGCACGGGAAGCCUACGUUUUUCAGAGAUGAACCGAUACGUGAAGCAGGAUGCUGAAGACGUCCUUAGUUUUUACCGUUCUAG